This is a messenger RNA of Cynara cardunculus var. scolymus (artichoke), 3578 nucleotides long. Its product is annotated as receptor-like protein 15. Bases 90 to 3389 code for a protein of 1099 amino acids. Gene Ontology annotation, molecular function: protein binding. NCBI's taxonomy places the organism in Eukaryota, Viridiplantae, Streptophyta, Magnoliopsida, Asterales, Asteraceae. The record is from RefSeq and is a predicted model, not a curated record. The transcript is spliced from 8 exons.
AGAGCCAACCCAAAAGGAGAAAUUGAGCUUUAUUUUUGUGUGUGUGUGUGUGUCUAUAAAACACCAUCAUUCUUAGUGUAUCAGGUAAAAUGGAGUGUUGGUGUGUGAGUAAGAAUAAAUCAUGGUUUUAUUGGUUGUUGAUAUUGAUGGCGAUUCUUAUUCUCAUGGUUUGUCGAAUACAAGGUGGUUGUAUAGAGGAGGAGAGGAACGCACUCUUAGAAAUCAAAACUUCCCUUGCUGAUUCAUAUGUUCUUGAUGUGGCCCCUCCUCUCCUGAGUUGGGUUGAUGAUGGUAGUAUUGGUGGUGAGUGUUGUGAUUGGGAGAGGGUCACGUGCAACACAACCACUGGAGAUGUAACAAAGCUGUCUCUGAGCAACAUAGUAGCUGAAGGCUGCGAUAGGAUUUGGUCGUUAAAUGUUUCUCUGUUUCUUCAUUUCAAAGAGUUAACAAGUCUCAAUUUGUCAAAGAAUUGUCUUGAUGAUGGGAUUGUGAACACAGGACUUGGAAGGUUGUCAAGUUUGAAGAAGUUGGAGAUAGUGGACCUGAGUGGUAAUAACAUUGGAAAUGACAUCUUUCGUUCAUUGGGUGCUCUGGCUUCCCUCAGAGUUUUGCAUCUCGAUGACAAUUACUUGGAAGGAUGCUUCCCUGCUCUUGGCAUGUUUUUGUUCCUUCCACCUACUUUUUUAAUUGAUUUUUUCUUUGGAGAACUUGGAGAUACUGGAUCUCUCCUACAACUAUUUUACGAAAGUCACAUGACAGAAUUAGCCGAUAUGACCAACCUGGAGGAGUUGGAUUUAAGUGAUAAUAGGUUCAAUGACACACCAAGCAUCCCAGAUUGUGCGAGGUUAUCGAGAUUGAAAAAGCUGAAGAGUAUAAUUCUUGGAUAUAACGAAUUCAACAAGAGCAUCAUUUCAUGCUUAAGUGCUCUCCCGUCCCUCAAGACUUUAGAUCUUUCAUAUAAUUUGUUGGGAGGUUCCUUUCCCAUCCAAGAGUUGUUGCAUUUGCGGGAUCUAGAAGUUCUCCGCUUGAGUGGUAAUCAUUUCAAUGGAACACUACCGAUGGAAGCUUUGAUAUCUCUCCACAAUCUCGAGGUCUUAGAUUUGAGUAAGAACUAUUUUGUUGGGAGCAUCCCGUCAACAAUACAUGCAUUUUCUUCUCUUAGAGUUGUCUCGUUCGCUUACAACAACCUCAGCGGCUUAAUACCUGAUCAUGGUUUAUGUGAGUUGAAGAACCUUCAUGAGUUAGAUCUUAGUCACAACAAGUUCCAUGGAAGCCUGCCUCAGUGUUUCAGGAGUCUAUCAUCUCUUAAGUUGUUGGAUAUUUCUUCAAACCGAUUCACGGGAAUACAUAUGUCAUCAGUGAUUGCUACUCUCACGUCUCUCGAGUACAUUGAUUUUAGUGGCAACAAAUUUGAAGGUUCAUUCUCAUUUAGCUCAUUCUCCAAUCAUACCAAUCUUGAGGUAGUUAGAUUCAUAUGUGAAAAUGGCGAGUUUGAGGUGGAAACAGAAGAGCCUACAGGUUGGAUUCCAGUCUUCCAGUUGAAAGUCCUUGUACUGUCGAGUUGCAAUAUAAAUAGGCCUAAAGGAAGUGUUGUUCCCGGGUUUCUACUUCACCAACGCAAGUUACAGGUAAUAGACCUAUCUCACAACUCCGUGGUGGGACAGUUUCCAAGUUGGUUGAUUGAAAAUAAUACAAAGCUGGAAGUCCUCAAUCUAAGGAACAACUCAGUGAGCGGAAAAAUUUGUAUGCCAUGGUAUACGAAUGCUAACACAAGGUGGUUGGACGUGUCUCAAAAUCACAUGAAUGGUGUUAUUCCGAGUGAUUUACAAAAAUUGCUUCCCAAAAUAAACUAUUUAAAUCUGUCUAGCAAUUCGUUGGAUGGCAUCAUCCCGUCUUCGAUUGGUGAUAUGAGAGAAAUAUGGGCACUGGAUCUAUCAAACAAUAAGUUCUCAGGAGAAGUUCCAAAGGGAUUGUUAACAAAUCUCUCUUACUUAAGUAUAUUGAAAUUAUCAAAGAACAGAUUGCAUGGCGAGGUACUUUCAGGAAACUCAAGCUUGGGUAACAUCGAGAGUCUUGGGUUAGAUAACAAUUAUUUCACAGGGAAAAUUGGAAAAGGGACCGUCCAGAAUCGUUAUAUGAGGAGUUUGGAUAUUAGCAAUAAUUUUUUUACAGGUAUGAUCCCCCGGGGGAUUGGCAACAUGAGUGCAUUGUCCGAAUUUGUGGUGAGAGAUAAUAGUUUGGCAGGCACGUUUCCUUGUGGAACAACUUCAUUCUCAUUUUUGGAUAUCUCACAAAAUUCUUUCUCAGGGCCCAUCUCAUCUUGCUUAAAUUUGCAAUAUAUGAUACAUCUUCAUUUGGGUUCCAACAAAUUCAACGGAUCAAUACCAGAUGUCUUUCGUAAUUUGACAGAUGUUUUGACUUUGGAUAUAGGCGACAACUUUUUGUCAGGAAAGAUUCCUAAUUUUAUCGGUGAACUAUCCAAUUUAAGGGUUCUGAUUUUGAGAAAUAAUAACUUUAGUGGUUUUAUUCCGAAGCAGUUGUGCCAAUUAAGUAACUUGAGUUUGAUAGAUUUAUCAAGUAAUUCCCUUACGAGUUCAAUACCUCGUUGCCUCCAUAAUAUUGGUAGGCCUAUUUUCCCUUCUUUCACAGAAAGAAAUAUUGGUGAAGUGGAGACUUCCUUCUACGACUAUCGGAGUGUUCUAUAUGGAGGAACUCAUGUCUACUCUAUGGCAGAAGUAUUUGAAAUAGAAGACGAAGUUCGGUAUACAACGAAAACACUUUCCCUUUCUUACAAAGGUAGGAUUCUUGAUUACAUGGUGGGAUUGGAUCUAUCCUGUAACAAAAUAACAGGUGAAAUCCCAGAAGAACUAGGGUUGUUGACUGAGAUUCACUCAUUGAACUUGUCUCACAAUCGGUUGUCUGGAUCUAUUCCAAUGCAAUUGUCAAAUCUUGAGUUGAUAGAGAGCUUGGACCUUUCUUCAAAUGGUUUGAGUGGCAAACUUCCAUCACAACUGAUUCGACUUACUUCUCUAGCCAUCUUCAAUGUUUCUUACAACAAUCUAUCAGGUAGACUCCCAGAUGUGAAAGCACAGUUUAGUACCUUUACCAAGGCGAGUUAUGAAGGGAAUCCAUUUCUUUGUGGACCACCACUCGAAAAGAAAUGCACGGCUACAUCACAAGGUACUCAUACCCUAACAAAAGAAGGCACUGAUGAUAAAUGGUAUGAUAUCGACAUGACAUUCUUUUAUGGAAGUUUUUGUACGACAUGGGUUGUGUUCUUACUGGGAUUUGGCGUGCUUCUUUACACCAAUCCUUAUUUGCGUAGAAGGUGGCUAGACUUGGUUGAAGAAUAUAUAUGUAUGCACGCCAUCACUUCUUUGAUGAUCUAGGAAGUAAGCUCUCAGAUCUAUUCUGUAAAUAAGACCUCCUUAAGAAUGUGUGAAGUUGUAUGUAUUUGAAUUUUUUUAAGUUAUAAGCAAAUGUAUAUUAAGACUCUGGCUACAAGUGUUUGUGUAUAUAUCUAUAUAUGCUAGAAAAAGGUUUGAUCAUCAAUAGCAAACAUGCAUGUGUUUGUGUAA